Molecule: messenger RNA, 1723 nt
Organism: Pteropus alecto (black flying fox)
Lineage: Eukaryota; Metazoa; Chordata; Mammalia; Chiroptera; Pteropodidae
Gene: GALR2
Product: galanin receptor 2
Exons: 2
Coding region: 470-1627 (385 amino acids)
Biological process (GO): positive regulation of cytosolic calcium ion concentration; negative regulation of adenylate cyclase activity; neuropeptide signaling pathway
Cellular component (GO): membrane
Molecular function (GO): galanin receptor activity
Source: RefSeq, a predicted model, not a curated record
CGAGCCCGCCAGGCUGCAGGGAAGCGCGGAAGAACGCGGGGUCCCAGCAGCGCCGCGCAGACGCAGGUCCGGGCGGUCGGUCCUUCGCCACUCUGGCGACUGCCGGGGAGGUCAGUCAGUGCGCCGCUCAUCCCCGCACAGCCCAAACCCGGGGGCUGGACCUCUCCAGAGGGCCCCGCGUGCCCGGAGUGGACUGCCCGUGCCUCAGCUGGGACGCUCUGGGGCUGCUGAACAGCACUUCCCUCCGCGUGGCCAGCCGCCGUGGGGGACCAUCCCACCCCUCCAGCUGCUCGCUCCUUCCUGCGACCCAGCGCAUCGCGGUCUCCAGCUCCAGCCGCGACGAGGCUCACUCUGCUCGCAGCUCCGCGGAGUUGCACUGGGCGCUGCAGCGGCCGAGUCGUGGGAGCCGCGCGCUCGGCAAGACCCAGGAGGCUGUAGGAGCCCGGAUAGCCUCUGGUUCGGCGGCACCAUGAAUGGCUCGGGUGGCCCCGGGGCCGAGGACGCGAGCGAGGCGGGCGGCGGGGGCAGCCGGCAGCCGGAGGCGGUCAUCGUGCCCAUGCUGUUCGCGCUCAUCUUCCUCGUGGGCACCGUGGGCAACGCACUGGUACUGGCCGUGCUGCUGCGUGGCGGCCAGGCGGUUAGCACCACCAACCUGUUCAUUCUCAACUUGGGUGUUGCCGACCUGUGCUUCAUCUUGUGCUGCGUACCCUUCCAGGCCACCAUCUACACCCUGGACGACUGGGUGUUCGGCUCGCUGCUCUGCAAGGCCGUGCACUUCCUCAUCUUCCUCACCAUGCACGCCAGCAGCUUCACGCUGGCCGCCGUCUCCCUGGACAGGUAUCUGGCUAUCCGCUACCCGCUGCACUCCCGCGAGCUGCGCACGCGUCGUAACGCCCUGGCGGCCAUCGGGCUCAUCUGGGGGUUGUCGCUGCUCCUCUCCGGGCCCUACCUGAGUUACUACCGCCAGUCGCAGUUGGCCAACCUGACCGUGUGCCACCCGGCGUGGAGCGCGCCUCGCCGCCGCGCCAUGGACCUCUGCACCUUUGUCUUCAGCUACCUGCUGCCCGUGCUGGUGCUGGGUCUGACCUACGCGCGCACUCUGCGCUACCUCUGGCGCGCUGUCGAUCCGGUGGCCUCCGGCUCCCGGCGCGCCAAGCGCAAAGUGACGCGCAUGAUAAUCAUCGUGGCCGCGCUCUUUUGCCUCUGUUGGAUGCCUCACCACGCGCUUAUCCUCUGCGUGUGGUUUGGCCACUUCCCACUUACGCGCGCCACCUACGCGCUGCGCAUCCUGUCGCACCUGGUCUCCUACGCCAACUCGUGCGUCAACCCUAUUGUCUACGCGCUGGUGUCCAAGCAUUUCCGCAAGGGCUUCCGCAGGGUCUGUGAGGGCCUCCUGCGCCACGACCCGCGCAGAGCCUCGGGCCGCGUGUGCGUCGCAGCGCCGGGCACCCGCGGCGGCAGCGCGCUGCAGCGCGAGUCCACAGACCUGACGCAUGUGAGCGAGGUGGCCUCGCUCUCCGCCCCUGCGCCAGCGCCUCCUAGGGGCUCGGCCUCGCGCCGGGUCCCAGGCCUGCCAUGGCUGGACCAAAACGCCCCCAACGGCAUCCUGGCAGUUAAUGUGACCUGAGCCUCACUUAGGGUGUUAAAAGAUUGGAGUCACAUGUCUGGGAAUCGUAGAUGGAGUUUCGCCUGUUAAUAAAAUGCGCAAACUAUUUCACGUGCA